AUGGUGCCUUCAACGAAGACCGUGAAGCCAACGAAGACCAUAAAUGGUGGGAAAGACCUACGAAUGUUCUUUGGACCUGGUGGGAAUCAGCCAAAAGUCCUCCCGAAGGCUGCUGUGGCGAGCUCGCAGGGCUCAGCAUUGAAUUCCCAGAAACUCGUUCCAGUUACUUCAGCGAGUUCUAAAGACCACAAUGUCAUGGUCAUUGACGACAGUGACGAUGAACCGUUGAUACCUACGAAGAAGCCUUCUACAAACAAAAAAUCUAAGGCCGUGGUCUCAAGUGGUGAUGAGCAACCGAAACUACAACAGCAGAACGGCUUGAAGCGCAAGAAAUCGAUAGCCGUUAUCUCCAGUGACGAAGAGGGAAACACACCGGCAAAGAAGAAACCUGCUAUAUCUUCCAAAACGUCAAGUAAACCUCGACCUUCAUUAAGCAAGACGAACGGCAAGAAACGCGUCAAAGAUGAAGACUACGAUAUGGAAUCUCCGGAAUCAAGCUCAGAAGACGACGAGUUCGUGGACGAGGAAGAGGAGAAGCCUGCGAAACGAAAGGCACCAGCCAAGAAACCUGUUGCGAGCUCGUCCAAGUCAAAGCCUGCUCCUAAACCUACCCCUUCGAAGGAGCUCAAAGCUGAAUCAUCUAACCCUCCACCCCCGAAGAAAUUCGAUUGGGCUGCGAAGAAAGCUGCACAACUUGCAGGCCCGAUCGCUCCUGGCUCGAAAGAGGUUCCAGACGGCGCUCCGGACGCACUGGCGGGACUGUCGUUGGUGUUUACGGGGGAACUAAGCAGCUUCUCUCGCGACGAGGCGAUCAACCUUGCGAAACGUUUCGGCGCUCGCGUUGUUCUUCAACCGUCAAGUAAAACCAAUUUUGUUGUUCUAGGUGACAAUGCUGGACCUAGCAAGAUCGCUGCCAUUAAGAAGCAUGGUCUCAAAACUCUCAGCGAAGAUGAAUUCCUCCACCUGAUCGGAACACGGAAAGGCCUAGGAAAUGGCAAGGUCGACGAGAAGACGAGAAAAAAGAUGGAGAAAGAGCAGGAGGAUAUUAAGAAGGCGGCGAAGGAGAUGGAAAAGCAGGAGCAAAAGGACAAGAAGGCUGGAAAGACCAUCGAUCCAUCCACUCAGCUCUGGACAGCUCGUUACGCACCGCAAAGCAUCAAGGAUAUCUGCGGUAACAAGGGCCAGGUCGAGAAAUUACAGCAGUGGCUGCACGACUGGUCCACGAACCUGAAAUCGGGCUUCAAGAAGCCAGGGAAGAACGGCAUGAACGUAUUUAGGGCGGUCCUAAUAACCGGGUCACCUGGUAUCGGCAAAACGACUAGUGCGCACCUGUGUGCUAAGUUGGAGGGGUUUACCCCGAUAGAAAUGAACGCAAGUGAUACUCGGAGUAAGAAGCUUGUUGAGAAUGGUAUGAACAUCAACAACACCUCCUUGGAUGGCUUCAUGAAAGGCGGGCACGAAACAAAUUCACUGGGUGUCGCCAUCACGGACAGGACCUGUCUUAUCAUGGAUGAGGUCGAUGGAAUGUCGGCGGGUGAUCGGGGUGGUGUAGGAGCUUUGAAUGCACUGAUCAAAAAGUCCAAGAUCCCUAUUAUUUGCAUCGCCAAUGACCGUCAAGCACAAAAGUUGAAGCCUCUAAUUGCGUCGACAUUCUCCCUGCCGUUCCACAAGCCCCAAGUUCAAGCCAUUCGCUCUAGAAUCCUAUCCAUUGCCUUCAAGGAAAAGUUGAAGAUUCCUGCAAACGUUGUCGAUCAAUUGAUCAAUGGGGCACAAUCUGAUAUCCGUCAAGUCUUAAACAUGCUGUCGACAUGGAAGCUCUCCAACGACGCCAUGGAUUUCGACGAAGGCAAGAAUCUUGCCAAAAUGAAUGAGAAGCAUUCAAUUUUGAGCCCGUUUGAUAUCACGUCGAAGUUGCUUGGACCUUAUGUCUUCUCGCACACUUCUAGAGAGACGCUGGGUGAUAAGAUGGAGUAUUACUUCCAGGAUCACUCGUUCGUGCCCCUUUUCAUCCAAGAAAACUACCUGAAGACACAGCCCGCCCGGCUGAGAAACCAGGACGGGCCAGAGAAAGCAAUGCACGAGCUCCGCCUUUUAGAUAGGGCUGCGUCUUCUAUCUCGGAUGGAGAUCUUGUCGACGCACUCAUUCAUGGGCCCGAGCAACACUGGGGCCUGAUGCCCUUGCACGCUGUUUGUUCAACCGUAGUUCCUGCGUUCAAUGUUUACGGAAAUGCCCCUCAUUAUGGUGGAUCCAAUCCGUUGACUUUCCCACAAUGGCUUGGUCAAAACUCGAAGCAGGGCAAGCUCAGCCGCCAGCUCGGAGACGUUCAAAUUCGCAUGCGACUCAAGGUGUCUGGCGACAAGUCCGAGAUCCGACAGUCGUAUAUCCCUGCGCUGCACCCGCAUAUCGUGAAGCCACUCAUGGAUAUGGGAGCAAGCGCUGUGGAUGAAGUCAUUACGCUCAUGGAUGACUACUUCUUGUCACGAGAGGACUGGGACACCAUAGUCGAACUUGGCGUCGAUGACAAAAAGGAUGAUCUUAUCCUGAAGAAAAUCCCUGCCGCGACGAAGACUGCAUUCACUCGGAAAUACAACUCCUCAGAGCAUCCGAUACCCUUCCAUAAGGCACAGGAUCUGGGGAAAGCACCGAAAAAACUUGCUGGCGGUCCCGCACCUGAUCUCGAAGAAGCAUAUGUUGAUGAUGUUAUUGAAGAGGCCUCGGACGAUGAAACCAAGAGCAAGGCUUCGGAUGAUAUUACGAAGGACUCGUUGAUUAAGGCGCCAAAGAAGAGGAAAGCCACCGCAAAGAAAUCUUCUUGA
Cyclocybe aegerita is the source of this 2817-nucleotide messenger RNA. Lineage: Eukaryota; Fungi; Basidiomycota; Agaricomycetes; Agaricales; Hemipholiotaceae. The record is from the annotation of a GenBank genome assembly.